AUGGGUUCCGGGAGUCAGGACACAGUGCGGACGCCGCUGCUGGCGGUGGCCGGCGACGAGAAGGAGGCGGCGGCGCCGCCCCAAAGCUCCGGCGGCGGCGAUGGGGUGCACGGGGGAAGCGAGAGGCUGGAGAGAAUCCUGACGGACAGGAGCACUCCCCUGCUGCGCCGCUUGGCCUCCGCCACCGGCGUCGAGAUGGGCCUCCUGGUCAAUCUGGCGGCGCCCGCCGUCAUCGUCUACAUGCUCAAUUACGUCAUGUCCAUGGCCACCCAGAUCUUCUCCGGCCACCUCGGCAACCUCGAGCUCGCCGCCGCCUCCCUUGGCAACACCGGCAUCCAGAUCUUCGCCUACGGCCUCAUGGUAUCAUCAUCGCCAUCAUCUCUCUCUCUCUCUCUCUCUCUCCGUUGACCAUCGUGGGGAUGGAUUGGACUGGAGCAGCUGGGGAUGGGGAGCGCGGUGGAGACGCUCUGCGGGCAGGCCUUCGGGGCGCGGCGGUACGAGAUGCUGGGGGUGUACCUGCAGAGGUCAACGAUCCUGCUCACGGGGACGGCGGUGCCGCUGGCGGUGAUCUACGCCUUCUCGAGGCCGAUUCUUUUGGCGCUGGGGCAGUCGCCGGCGAUCGCCGCCGCCGCCUCCACCUUCGUCUAUGGGCUCAUCCCUCAGGUCUUCGCCUACGCCUUCAACUUUCCCAUCCAAAAGUUCAUGCAGGCGCAGAGCAUCGUCGCCCCCAGCGCCUACAUAUCCGCCGCGACGCUCCCCCUCCACCUGCUGCUCAGCUGGCUGGCCGUGUAUAAGCUGGGGAUGGGCCUCCUGGGGGCCUCGCUGGUGCUCAGCCUCUCGUGGUGGAUCAUCGUGGCGGCGCAGUAUGCCUACAUCAUCACCAGCGAGCGGUGCCGCAGGACGUGGAGGGGCCUAUCGGCGCAGGCCUUCUCCGGUUUGCCGGGGUUCCUCCGGCUGUCGGCGGCGUCGGCGGUGAUGCUGUGCCUGGAGACGUGGUACUUUCAGAUCCUCGUCCUCCUCGCCGGGCUGCUCAAGAACCCGGAGCUCGCCUUGGAUUCCCUCUCCAUCUGGUGAGCAUAUCUAUCUAUCUAUCCAUCUAUCUUUCUUCCCCAUCGGAUCUAAUCAUCAUCACCUUCGAUUCUACUUUUUUCACAGAAAAAUAUUAACAUGAUAUCAAAUUUUACGAGAGGUUUUGAUUUCAAAAACAGCUGCUUCAAGUUCAAGCUCCGAUUUUUUUUUCUUCUAAAUCAAAAACCCAUUUCCUCGUCGAUGACGACGCCGACGAUGAUGAGGGAAGGACAAAAUAUGAUUUUAGGAGUCCCCUCUCUCUCUCUCUCUCUCUCUCUCUCUCUCUCUCUCUCUCUCUCUCUCUCUAUCUCUAUCUCUGGGGACCCCCUGAGACUUCGCGAAAAUCAUGCGCUGCUCGUUUGAGGGAUGACCCAAAAUAACAAGGAUAAGACUGAGGAAGGCAAUAAAUAAAUGUCUGAUGAGACCAACGGAGAGACUGGCUCUUCCUUAUCCGCGCCUAUUUUGAUUUUUUUCUUCAUUUUUUUUAAAGGAAUGAAAUGCCUGAAAAAAUCUUAAACAAUGAUGAGAAAACAAUGUGUAACAUAUCUCUCUUCGCAGACUUCUUCCUUCUUCCAUUACUUAUAGUCGGUUCUUUACAGACUCUUUCUCUGAGUCCGUUUGUUUUAUCUCUCAUCCUGAUUGCUCUUCCGCUCCAAUGGCGCAGCAUGACCAUCUCAGGGUGGGUGUUCAUGAUAUCCGUGGGCUUCAACGCCGCUGCAAGGUCCGCCCUCCUCCCAACUCCUCGGAAGGAAAUCUCCUCAUCCUCCUUUUCCUAACGCCUUCUCCUUUCUCCUUGUGGCGGCGCGUGGCGGUUGAUGCAGCGUGAGAGUGAGCAACGAGUUGGGAGCGGGCAACCCGAAGGCGGCAGCGUUCUCGGUGGUUGUGGUGACGGCGCUGGCUUUCGUCAUCUCAGCGGUGGCCGCCGGGGUGGUGCUGGCUUUGCGCGACGUGCUCAGCUACGCAUUCACCGGCGGCGCGACGGUGGCGGCGGCCGUCUCCGACCUCUGUCCACUUCUCGCCCUCACCCUCAUCCUCAAUGGCAUUCAGCCCGUGCUCUCCGGUGCGUCUACUCCCUCCUUCCAUUACAUAUAUAUAUAGCAAGAGAGAGAGAGAGAGAGAGAGAGAGAGAGAGAGAGAGAGAGAGAGAGUGGCACAUGCUGUCAUUAAUGCGUUGGUGUCGUCGUCCCAAAAAGGUGUCGCUGUGGGUUGCGGAUGGCAAGCCUUCGUGGCUUACGUCAACGUGGGGUGCUACUACUUCGUCGGGAUCCCUCUGGGCUCUCUCCUCGGGUUCUACUUCGAUUUCGGCGCCAAGGUACGCCCUAAGACUCUUUGCUCGAAAGAAGCAUGGAGUCUUUCAAGAGAGAGAGAGAGAGAGAGAGAGAGAGAGAGAGAAGAGGCCUCCAAAAAUAGUAACUCUCUUCCUAUGUGGGUUCUUGGUCUUCUUUCAGGGCAUCUGGUCGGGCAUGAUCGGAGGGACCGUGAUGCAGACCCUCAUCCUCAUAUGGAUCACAUUCAGGACCGACUGGGAUAAGGAGGUAAGUGGGGCCCCACCUUCCUUCUGGUGGUCAAUCGCCCAACAACUCAUAAGCAGCGUUGACUUUAAGGACCUCCUUCGUUAGGUGCAAGAAGCCGCAAAGCGAUUGGAGAAGUGGGAGGACAAGAAGAAAGCCCUCCUCAGCUGA
Molecule: messenger RNA, 2750 nt
Organism: Spirodela intermedia
Lineage: Eukaryota; Viridiplantae; Streptophyta; Magnoliopsida; Alismatales; Araceae
Source: the annotation of a GenBank genome assembly